GAGUUUUGGACAUUGCUUGCGUUAUCGCUAUAAUAUGACAAAAUCUCUCAAUCGAGUGAGAAAACAGAAUUGGAUUUGAUCCCUUGUAGGUAUACGUAGCUUUGAGGUUUUAGUGUUCUUCUUCUUCUUCACGUGAUUUCUUCUUCGUCGCGAAUUUCUCUUUUUAACACGUUUUAGGUUGCCAAGUUCACGAAGGUAUGCUUCUCUUGCUCCAACCUUAACUCUUCCGUAUACAUGUUCAGUUCUUUUGCUAAUUAAUUGAAGACCUAGUUGAUGAUCGUUAUGAAGCAAUGAGCUGUGUUAGUUUUAUGAUCUAGAUAACCUUGAGUUUACGUUUCCUGAAUAAAAAAAAAGUAGUCUCUCUUGAGAUUUUGUCACAUGGUAACUUUGGCGUUGAACUUUCUAUUUCUGGCUUUUACAAAUUUUCCGGUGAUUAAAUAAAGGAAACAUGUGGAUACAGUACAGAGGGAUAGCUUGUUUCUACAGUCACAAAGAUUUUUCUGUUUUACAAGAAAGCUCCUGAUAAAAAAUAAAAAUAAAGUAGUAGUCUCUCUUGAGCUUAUAUGUCCACAUGAUCAUUGACAAGUUUGAACUUUCUAUUUCUGGUGAUUAAAGACAUGGUUUUGUUUACUUAUUAGUGAAAUAUAGAAGAACAUGUGGAUACAGAAAGAUAGCUUGUUUCUGUAGCCACACAGAUCUUUUGUUUAACAAGGAACAAAGCUUCUAAAAUGCUCCUAGGAUUUGGGGGUAAUCAUUCAUUUACUGGAAACACCUAUGCAGAGAAGGCUUUGCUUACAAGUUGCAUUCAUUAGCCUUGUUCUCUUCUUCUGAGAUAAUGUACCAAAGGAAUAUUUUAUAAUUCUUACAUAUACAUGUUUCUGUUGUCUUUCAAACCUGUUUCUCUACCUAAAGAUUUGAUGUGGUAAGAUCUUUUUUUCUUGUUGUCUCUCUGAAUUUUCUUUUCGUUGGAACUCUUUCCUGGGACAGAAAGCAAACAAGAACGUUCUUGAAUUGAGAGAACAAUGAAUUUUAAAGGUACAGCAUGGGUUGAAAACGUCUACCAAAGGUUUGAAGCAAUGUGCUUAGAGCUUGAAGAUCUUAUUGUCCAGGACACAGCUAAAUACGUUGAGAGCCAAGUUCAAACUGUUGGAAACUCUAUGAAGCAAUUCUAUUCGGAUGUGGUUCAAGAUCUGCUUCCAGAUGACUCCGUAGUUUCGGAAAAGCCAUUACCUGUUUCUAUGUUACAUGAAUACGCUCCUGUUUGUUCCUUCAAGAAGAAAAGAGAAAGCUUCAGCGGGAAAAACAGAGAUGUGAAGCAAGAACAAGAGGUAACUGAGGGGGAAAAGAGUGGAUGUGAAAUGAAAUUGCGUGGUCUUGAUGCAGACUCGACUAGUCCAUCAACGGUUCAUAAUACUCGUCUCAGAAAUGAUGUUGGAACUGUAAAGUCAAGUGAUUCUCCUCGAGGUGAAGUAGCAACACUCAACUCUAAAGAGGAGGAUUCGAUGCAAACUAGUUCGAGUUCUGUCCCAGAACAGCUUAGUGGAAGAUCAGUUGAAGAAAGCUGUAUCAUUGUGGAUAGAGACGAAUUGCAUUGUGUUUUUCCUGACAGGAAGGAGAAUGACAAACACAAACCUUACAAGAAGAUCCGAGACGCUAUAUUUUCAAGAAUGAAGCAAAACAGAGAAAAAGAAUACAAGCGACUUGCGCAACAAUGCUACGCUGAAGAUGUUGUAAAUGGUAGAGAAUGUGGUGACAAUCCGGAACGGAUUGAGGAAAACCAAUCAGCAGAAGAAUCUGAAUGGGAGCUUCUAUAAAAUGUUACACAUAUAAUAUACGUAAUUAAGCACCAUCUCUUUGUAAAUAAAGAAUGUACAUAAGUAAAACAUAAGAAGCAACUUAAAAGCUUCCUCUGGUUUCAUAAUGAAUAAGGCUCUUAUCUUUCUGUGACAAAAAAAAAAAAAAAAAAGGCUCUUAUCUUUAUAAGAUUGUU
Brassica napus (rape) is the source of this 1990-nucleotide messenger RNA. RefSeq lists its product as uncharacterized. The transcript is spliced from 4 exons. The record is from RefSeq and is a predicted model, not a curated record. The coding region runs from base 1023 to 1814 and encodes 263 amino acids. Lineage: Eukaryota; Viridiplantae; Streptophyta; Magnoliopsida; Brassicales; Brassicaceae.